AUGGACCAGGAACCGCCUAAUAAGAGACAGCGCGAGGAUGCUACUGAUUGUGAUGAAUUGUCUGUUCAUGACCAAUUGCAUUCUGGUGCUGUCAAGUCAAGCGACCGUGACAUAUCAGAAACUAGCAAACCAUACGAUGCCUUGAAGGAAUACCGCCGGACGGAUCGCGCAACAGACUCUCCUACUUCAGACAUAUCGGAACAGUGUCGACGUAAUGAUCCCGGGGUCACGUCGCCACUUACUCACCCGAAUGGAAUCUCAAUGUUCCCGGAAAUGUCGGUUACAGAGCAGGAGGCCAUGUCUCGACAAGCUCUAGCUCAGGCCGAAGAAACUAUCGUCGCAGACAGUGACGAGUACAAUUCUACGGACGACGCUGGAUACGGGAGCGAUAACAUGAGCUCUGCGAGCACAUCCAUUGGCUCAUCUGUUCGGGAUUACAUGUUUGAGAAUGGCCGCCGUUACCACAGCUUUCGCGCCGGGGCAUACAACUUUCCAAACGAUGACGUGGAACAGGAGAGAGAAGACAUGAAGCAUGCCAUGGUCAGACUUCUCUCAGGCCAAAAACUGCAUUUUGCGCCUCUCGGUGACAACCCUCAGAAUAUUCUCGACAUUGGGACUGGCACAGGAAUAUGGGCGAUCGAGAUGGGCGAGCAAUAUCCCAGUGCCAAUGUUCUCGGUAUCGACCUCUCGCCCAUACAACCAACUUGGUUGCCACCCAACGUUCACUUUAUGGUUGACGAUGUCGAGUCUUCCUGGCUUCAUCCCCAGAAUCACUUUGAUUAUAUUCAUUCCCGGCAUACCGUUCAAGCGGUCAAAGAUUGGCCUCGGCUGUUAGAUAGCGCCCUACAGCACAUGAAGCCUGGAGGCUGGAUGGAGCUCCAAGAGAUUCAUCAUUACCCCCACAACGCAAGAACGGGUGAAGCCAUCCAGCCAUACGAUCACCCAAUUGCGCAAUACUGGACUUACAUCAACGAGGGUCUUGCAGCACUUGGUGUAGAUUUCCCUGCCGCAGCAGGGGGCAAGUUGGCUGCCAAGAUGCAAUCGGCCGGUUUUAUAAAUGUUACUGAACGAAUAUUCCACGUCCCUCUUGGAACUUGGCCUAAGAAUCAAGUUCUCAAGACUGUCGGGCUCUAUUGGCGCACCAUAUUAAACGAUGGCAUCCAAGCCAUUGCUCUCGGUCCUAUGUCUAGAGGGAUGGGAUGGAGCCGUGAGCAGAUUGAAGUCUUUCUUGUCAGUGUGCGAAGGGCUUACAGUGACAACACGGCGUUGCUAUACAUGCCCAUGCACAUCGUGUAUGGCCAAAAGCCGUACUAG
Molecule: messenger RNA, 1314 nt
Organism: Fusarium poae
Lineage: Eukaryota; Fungi; Ascomycota; Sordariomycetes; Hypocreales; Nectriaceae
Exons: 3
Coding region: 1-1314 (437 amino acids)
Molecular function (GO): methyltransferase activity
Source: RefSeq, a predicted model, not a curated record